Hordeum vulgare subsp. vulgare (domesticated barley) is the source of this 1560-nucleotide messenger RNA. RefSeq names its product E3 ubiquitin-protein ligase ATL6-like. Bases 93 to 1307 code for a protein of 404 amino acids. The transcript has a single exon. The record is from RefSeq and is a predicted model, not a curated record. NCBI's taxonomy places the organism in Eukaryota, Viridiplantae, Streptophyta, Magnoliopsida, Poales, Poaceae.
ACUCCGCGCUCUACCAUCCCUCGCCGGCCGCCUCCAUUAAUACUCCCCACUCCCACGCCCAAAAAGACAAGACGAGAAACCCACCACCAUCCAUGAACCCGACGCGCGGCCGCCGCAAUGGCCGCAGCUCCUUUCUCCUCCUCAUUGCACUCGUCACUGCGGCCGCCGACAUCGCGGCCGCGCAGCCGGCGGGCCAGGGGGGCCCCAGCUACUUCAACCCCAAGUUCAACCCGUCCAUGACGGUCAUAAUCGUCGUGCUCGUCACCGCCUUCUUCUUCCUCGGGUUCUUCUCCAUCUACAUCCGGCGCUGCGCGGGUGGGCCGCUCGGCGGGCCUGGCGAGGACCUCGGCGCGCCCGGCGCCCGGAUGGGCAGCAUCGCUUUCCUUACCUCGGGCGCCGCGCGGUCCAGGAGGAUGAGAGGGCUGGACCCGGCCGCGCUCGAGGCACUCCCCACCAUGGCCUACGCCGACGUCAAGGCGCACAAGGUCGGCAAGGGCGAGUUGGAGUGCGCCGUGUGCCUCAGCGAGUUCGACGACGACGACACGCUCCGCCUCCUGCCUAAGUGCUCGCACGCGUUCCACGCGGACUGCAUCGACGCCUGGCUCGCGUCGCACGUCACCUGCCCGGUCUGCCGCGCGAACCUCGUCCCCGGAGCCGAAGCUCUGGCGGCAUCCGCUGCUGCUGCUACGUCGGCGACGCCGGAGCGGGACGUCGUAGCUGCUACGUCGGCGCCGCAGCCAGCGCAGGAAACUGUCACGGCGCCGCCUGAGCAAGUGACGGUGGUGAUCGCCGAUGCUGCGGAUGAGACGGAGGAGGAGAGGAUCAGGAGGGAGGAGGCGGCCGAGCUGGUGCGAAUCGGCAGCGUGAAGCGCGCGCUUCGCAGCAAGUCCGCCCGGAGCCCCGCCGCGCAGUUCCCGCGCUCGCACACCACGGGGCACUCGCUCGCCGCGGCGCUCGCCGACAGCGCGGAUCGGUACACGCUGAGGCUGCCGGAGCACGUCCUCCGGGAGGUCCUCGCCUCCGGCAAGCUGCAGCGCACGAAGAGCCUCCAAGCGUUUCGGGAGGGCCGCGCCGGCGGUAGCACGCGCCACGGCAGCAGGAGCGUCCGGCUUGGGCAGUCCGGCCGGUGGCCCAACAUGUCGUUCUUCUUGGGACUCUCGUUCUCGGCGUGGGGGUCGUUGCGGCGCGGCGAAGCCGACGCGCCCGGCAAGGGUGGCGCGAAGGUCGCCGGCGACGGCACACCGGCCGCGGAACAGGGGUGCGACGGUGGGGCGUGCCCGCUUCCACUUGGCGGCCGCCGUGUUUGACGCGGUAAAGAAGCACACCAAACUUAGGAAAACGUCUCCGUCGUCGCUGUUAAUCCUCUUUUCGGCGGUCAGUUUAGGGCAAAACCUCUUUUCGGCGGUCAAUUUAGGGCAAAGUUUGUACAGCAACACCUUUAUUUAGUCGUCGGUUAAACUCCAUUGAUUAGGUCCUUGUGUAAUUCAUUCAAGAGGAGUGUAGUACAUUUUUCGUAUAUUUUCAUCAUAGCUCAUAAACAACAGAAGCCGUGUAAAACGA